Scatophagus argus is the source of this 4894-nucleotide messenger RNA. RefSeq names its product homeobox D4a (gene hoxd4a). Gene Ontology annotation, molecular function: DNA-binding transcription factor activity, RNA polymerase II-specific; RNA polymerase II cis-regulatory region sequence-specific DNA binding. NCBI's taxonomy places the organism in Eukaryota, Metazoa, Chordata, Actinopteri, Scatophagidae. Bases 2428 to 3195 code for a protein of 255 amino acids. The record is from RefSeq and is a predicted model, not a curated record. The transcript has 2 exons. Gene Ontology annotation, cellular component: nucleus. Gene Ontology annotation, biological process: embryonic skeletal system morphogenesis; regulation of transcription by RNA polymerase II; anterior/posterior pattern specification.
AUGUUGUUGUUUUUUUUGGCUUUUUUGUUUAAACUUGAAAGGAAAUGCGCAGAGUGGAGAUAAAAGCCUGCUUCUGCGUUAUGCCAAGUCUCAUUUUGAUGUAUUUAUCACAUUCUGUAUUAUAAGUUUUUUUUAUUUUUUAAUCUGACAACGUGAAUGAAGCUGGUAAUGCAGCAGCAGCCAAGACGUUAGGCCUAAAAUUAAACUGAAUGACUCGAUGCGUCAUCCAGUAAAUCAGUGGAUUAAAACGUUCCCACGUGCCUUAUUCCCAGUUAGAGAAGGAAACACUGGCUGCUCGUCUGGCUCAGUCUCGAUUAAAGUGAACCCAGUGUCACAUUUUACGAAAUGAGCUUCAUUAGAGAUUAAUUUCAUUCUUCAGAUCUCACCGUAUCUGACUGAAAGCGUCAUGCAGGCGCCAUAAAAAUUCAUUACAAACUCUCGCGCUCAGAUUGUUGUACAUAUUUGAACUGAAUUACAUUGUUAGAACAUUGAUUUUUGUGUGUGUGUGCUUGAAAAAGUACAUUCUGCUCGUCCUGGUUAUUUUCUAAAGCAACGGGCUAAUUUAAAAGAUGAUCAGCCUUGAUUCGUCUGUGAGGAUGUUUUCAGGAGGGGCUGGCAGUGGUCGCCAUGGUGGUUUAGUUAAUGGCUGACGGGGAGCUGGUAAACUUUUGCACCCUUUGAGCUGUCACCAGGACCUAAAAUAAUUGAACUUUUUGAUAAGUUUGUAAAUGAUUUUGUUUGACCUCCGUGGCCUCUCGCCUCAUCCUUCGGUCAUUGGUGAUAAACUCCUCUGUAUGAGCCAGCAAGUUAUCUGUUGGUGAGGUUAUUGCGCUUAUUUCUUUGGUUAUGAGGUGACAGCUGGCAAAGGUGAGCGCUGUUCAUAUUAUUUAAAGAAGGCGUUUUACCCUCUUUUUUUUUUGGUGAACUUGGAUUGACCUGAUGCACAGAAACCUGGCCUGACCCGAGAUAGAUGGCUGAUAUUUUCGUUCCUGAAACUGACAGCAAGGCCCUGGGCAGCUGUGGGCUUACAGUUUUCUCCUCGGGGAAGCAGACUGACAGGAACUUUUGAAGCGGUGUGACGAGUUUUUGUGUCUUUUAAAACCCACCACAUAAAGGCCAAAUAAUCCUCUGGGCUCAAGGAGAAGCUUGUACAGGAGUUAAUAGGUAAACAAUCAGAACAAAAAGCGGACAGUGGACAGAAUAAGACGCUCUGAUGUUAUUAUUACAGGAGCUCUUCUGGGUGCGUUUUGGCCCGUGUGGUUGUGAUGCGCGCCUCGUUAUGUAACCACGUCCCUCUGAUGUUUCUGUUUAUCCUGACUGUGGGCCACUUUGUGUACAUUUUGUUUGACUGAAGUGCUCUGCAAAUCAAGCGCUGCGGUUAUGGGGGCUAAAAGUGGGCAGUGUCGCUUGCCGUCGUCUAUAUAUACCCUGUAGAACCGAAUUUGUGUGAUUAAAUCACAGUCACAGAUUCGAUUCUAGGGGAGUAUAUGGUCGAUGAAAAAACUUCGAUUUAUUGGCUUAUCGCGAUCAGGUGCCUGGCGUGCUGUCAGCUGCUUACAGAGCUGAUGUAUGAGUGACAUGACAACACAAAAAUAGUUCAUAAGAAGGUCUCAGGGGCCAUGUUGAAACUCUGCAGGCUUAAAAGGAAUCUGAAGAAGCUAUCAUGGAUGGAAAUAAACAGAAUUAUGAAGGAGUUUGCAUUUCUGCUCAGAUCAGUGUUAUUGGGAUGAAAUGCCAGCGUGUAUUCAGCGAAAGAAACGAAGCCACAGCACACUCCAGCUGUAGCUUUUUCCCCUCCUGUGAGUCGUUUGUGUGUCUACAUUAUUGAUUCCCAGAGGCUGCUGCUGCUGCUGCUGGCCAAUGGGCUCCUGAGACAGUGGGGUUUUUUUUUUCAAAGGGAUGGGAGCAGAUGAAGUGAUGAGAUUCGUGUAACUUUUGGAUGACCCCUUCUUGACAAAGACAGUCUCCAUCAAUUGUCCUCAGUCAUUAUUCGCUGCUUUUAUGCCAUGGGGCUUUUUGUACCUUUUGUUGGUUUCUCUGUUCAACACCAUGCCUUCAAGUUAGACCUUAGCAACUGAUUUAUUUUUUAUUUUUGCUUGCAUAAAACACUCAAAGCACAGGCAGGUUUCUUAUUUCACGUGUUCAUUUGUUUUUAUGAUUCCAAAUAUUGAAGUAAAUUGCAGUUUUGUGUAUUUUUCUUAUGUUUUUAGCAUUUUUUUUUUAAUUGUCCAAAUGUGCACAAAGAUGUUUGAGGACCACAUUUAUUUGUUUGUUUUCCACCAGGGUCUAAUUUUGGUUUAUCUUAAGUUUGAAGAAAUUGCUUUUAGUUGUAUGUUUACCCGUUUAUGGACCAGCAUCACCUCUAUUGGCCGAUCUGGUCACAUGGUUCGCUAACUUUAUUCAGUUGACACCAAGUAGGAGGGCUUUAUGGAGGGAGGAAAAAAAGACAACUCGAGAAAAAUUAGUAUUUUCUACCUUCAGAAAUUAAUGGCCAUGAGUUCGUAUAUGGUGAACUCUAAGUAUGUGGAUCCUAAAUUUCCUCCCUGCGAGGAAUAUUCACAAAAUAACUAUAUACCUGAGCAGGGCUCGGACUACUACAGUCCAUCGCAGGACACAGACUUUCAGCAUCCAGGGAUCUACCCACGGUCAAACUACACGGAGCAGCCCUUCGGCUGCGACGCUGUGCAGGACUCCUCAGUGCAGCCACGGGGUCAUGUGCACGAGAGAUCCAGCCACUCGAGCCCUUUUAGCGCACAGACUGAGCAGGGCCCCCCGGUCCAAGUGGCCGGACCACGGACUUGUGGACAGCAGCAAAACACAAAAAGCCAAAAUGGGAUACAAGCUAAGCAGCCUGCAGUAGUUUACCCCUGGAUGAAGAAAGUCCACGUAACUACUGUGAACCCGGAUUACACAGGACCUGAGCCCAAACGAUCCAGAACAGCUUACACCCGGCAGCAGGUUUUGGAGCUUGAAAAGGAGUUUCAUUUUAACAGGUAUCUGACCAGGCGGCGGCGGAUUGAGAUUGCCCACACUCUUUGUCUCUCCGAAAGGCAAAUCAAAAUCUGGUUUCAAAACAGACGGAUGAAAUGGAAGAAAGAUCACAAACUACCCAACACCAAGGGCAGAUCAGCACCAGCCUCCAGCCAUCUGCAAAGCAUUCAGAAGGAUAACCAGACUGAUAUCACAUCUUUAUAAGAGACGAAGGUGUCCCACCUUUAGAGAUGAACUGUACAUAAAAAAGACAAAGAUUGCAUCUGUCUUUUGCAUGGACUGAUGUCGUUUUUAGCCAUUUUUUUAAAAAUAUAUAAUUUAACAAAAAUGACCCCAGCAGUGUUGACUUAAGACUGAGUCAGAAAAUCAACCAGUCUUGAGGUUUGAGAAGUUUUGAGACUCUUCGUUGUUUUAAUUUCCUCAAAGAGACUCAAACACAUCGAACCAGUUCUCGUGUUGAUUUGAAUUUUAUUUUAUUUUAUUUUUUGUUUUGUUUUUUGUUUUGUUGUUGUUUUUUGUUUUUUUUGGGAAGGGAGGGGGGACGUUUCCCCCACUGAGGACAUUUAAUGAACAACCUCGGCUGAUUUCAUGGGUUUAAACAAAGUGUUUCUGCUCUUCUCACUUGGAUUCACGCUGGCUGAAAGAUUUAAUUGCUUCAUUCAGAACAGGGAAGUCCUUAUUACACACACACACAAACACACACACACACACACGUUAUUUCAGUUUCAGUCCUACUGAAACUUCUCAUUAAACGCACAAUAUAUAUAAUAUAUAUAUAAAUGUAUACUUGAAGUAAACAUUAUUUCCACGGAGCACGCCAAACACAACCUACUUUCGUGAAAAUCCCGUGAAUCUUUCAGAUCUUUUAGACUUUAGUAUGUUUUAACUUAUUUUGUACAAUAAAAGCCUUGAAUUUUUCUUAGCCUAAAUAUUAUUCCCAAAAAGCAAGACAUUCCUGUGUGCAAACUAUUCCGAGUGCCCUUAUAAAUCUCUCCUGACGUCUGUGUAAACAGUGUACAUUUUCAGAGGCUCUCUCGUGCCAUUUGAAACUCUAAUAUGAAAAAUCAUUUUGUUCCUGCAUGGCAUCAAAUUGAUAUUGGAUGUUUCUCAUCGGAAAUAAUCAAAUCCGGUAUAUUUAGGAGUCUAAUUGUUUAUUUUUCUUAAUAUGAUUUUUACGGCAUUAUUUAUUUGUUUAAAAAAGUAAACGUGUACAUUUUCGUAUAGCACACCUACAAUUUUAAUUAAAAGUAUUCGUUAAGCUUUUAUUCAUCAAAAAAAAAAAAAAUAAUGUUUGAACUCUUGUGCAUUAUUAGCAUGGCUAUAUGCAAAGUUUUAGUCUUUAAUCUUGAGAGUUUUUCAUUUACACCGAGCGGGGGGGCUUUCACGUCACCUUUCAAGGCAGAUAUUUCUUGUUUUAUCCCGUCAUUGUCUUCGGACAAAAAAACAAAAAAAGCCCAGAAGCUCUCCCCAGUACGAGGAGGGUCUUCUUUCUGAAGUCUUCACCAUGAGAAGCUUGAAAAGGUAUUUCAACCGAAGGUCGACAAAGCAGCAGUGGCAGGUUCAUCCAGGGGACACAUUUCAGCCGCAAGGACUGACCCCAACACCCCUGACCCGCCGGACAAGGAGGCAUUUUCUUCUCCCAGGCGCUCCUCGCUUUGGUUUGGAGCGCUUUUCCACCCUUAAAAAGCCAAAGCGUUCAGAACAAGAGCCCGUCACAGUUUUACACGCGUUUUAACAGUAUUUAUGUCAGGCGAAGCCCCCAAAAGGCUCUGAUUUGUGCGUUUGUCUCCUCAUGUCAAUAUGCAAUCUUUUUUGGUUUUAUUUUUGUACAUGCUUUUUACCUUGUAUUGUGCAUUGAGAUGCGAGAAGUAUAUUGCAAAAAUAAAGAUUUCUACUGAUUAUG